Molecule: messenger RNA, 2597 nt
Organism: Rhipicephalus sanguineus (brown dog tick)
Lineage: Eukaryota; Metazoa; Arthropoda; Arachnida; Ixodida; Ixodidae
Exons: 8
Coding region: 205-1128 (307 amino acids)
Source: RefSeq, a predicted model, not a curated record
CGCCUUCGCGCGGCAACAAGUGCGCCGACGUCGCGAACGUCGUCGACACCGCCACCGAGCGGGCAGAAUUGUCGCUGUGUCGCGGGCCCGAAUGGCAGCCAACAUCCGCAGCCGGCAUCCGAUCGACACGUGAGCCGCAGUACCAAGGACUCUCCAGCGAGGAGUAAACACAGUGAACGACGGGAGGACCUUGCUUCGCCGCCGAUGCCUCCAAGCGACACUAGCACAAACAAUCCCACGAUGCUUCGGUUAAUAGUCAUCUGCUUCGCAGUAGUCGCCGCCAGCAGCCAAAGAUUGCAAACUACCACAGAGCGCUACGAGGACACUCUCUACAAGUUCCUUGACCUUCUCGAAGAUGACGACCCAUCACGUGUGCCAGGGGCGCCUGUAUUCACAGGACCAAGAAGCACUUACAGGCCGAGCGUACCUCGAGUGCCGCCUCCUGUACCACCAAGACGCAUAUUUCGGCCAAUCAGGCCAAUCCCCAGCGUAUCAUCACCUUCGUUACCAGGAGGCACCAUCAGGGAUGCCAACGCAUAUAUGGACACCAUAAUACAGCAGAAGAUGCCGCGCCUUCUGAAAGCAUCUCCGAGGCUGUACCCAUCGGCAGUGAUUCCGUUUUUCAAGUUUAAGGUGCUGAAGACGGGCUUCACGAACCGGGACUUGAAGGUGAACAUGACAGCGGGCGUAUUCCGAGGUUUUGAUACGGGCAUCCGGCGCUUGGGUGAUUGCGACAAGCCAUCGCACGUGGGCCGCAACACUAGCGUCAGCUGCACACUCGACUUCAGUGGCAUCACGGCUAGCUUCGUCGCCGUGACCAAAGGAGACGACCUGGCUGGCACCAUCAAGGCCGUCCCCGUGAAUGUGGUGGUGCGCACCGGAGGGGUCCGAAUCGAGGCCACGGCUGCGCCGGGCAAAGAGGCCAUACUGCGCACCUUCCUCAUCGACUACGUCAGCCUGGACGUCGCCCACGGAGCCAACCUGAGCCUGAACGAGGACCGCGACAGGGGUUUCAAGCACCACGUGCGCAUCAAUGUUGCCCGAGAGUUGGACGCGCUCAUGCACGAAGAGUACGCGCCGCUCCUGGGGCGAGCUAUUGCCACGACGGACCUGCCGAAGGCCGCCUGAGGCGUGCACAAGGUGGCUCACCGUAGCUUGCUCAGAAAUAUCAGCUGAAGCUGGAAGUGCGAUUAUUGCCGGUGAUUUGCCUUCACUUACAGCGCUCAAGAGCACAGCCUUCGGUGGACACUUUAAGAGAAACAUCAAACCUUUUAGGCUGGCGAGGUACUUGCAAUAAUUUCCUUGUUGAUUCUUCGGUGGAAUGCUGAAUUUUGAGAUAAAAAUUGAGACCAAUUUUUUUUUUGCUUUAGGGUAAUUCGUCUGAAGCAUUGUACGAACUUCAUCAUAACUUAGCAUACGUAGCAGUAAAUUACCUAAAGCACGAACUUCAUUUUAACUUAGCAUAUGCUACAGUAACUUAGCUAAAGCACGAACGUCACAGUAACUUGGGAUAUGUUGAGAAAGCUUGUCUUUUCUGAGAGCAUAGGGCGGAAAUGUUACAAUGUCGUGUGCGAGCUCACUUUCGAAGACAAUGCAAUUCUGCUUUUUCAUUAAAUGUUAUCUAAUAAGUGAACUCGACGCGUGGGAGACGCUACUGAAAACAACGUCGUCGCGAAAAUUUGGUAUAGGAAUCCAAUGGUUGCGUUUCUACGCUUAUUUUUGUUUGCCUUUUCUAUUUUACGAAGGUGAAUCUAAAACCCAUUCCCCAUUACCCAUACCCAUACCCAUUCGAAAUUUGAAAUGUAGAGCCUAUUAACCCAACUCGGUUUGACACUUCUCUUCAGUCUAAACUUCUGGUUUUCACUCUGCAGGCGAAAGCAAUUUCGUUUGAGAAGGGAUUUUCUGAGACAAGCUUCAGUGAAAUUCUGCAUGUCAAAGGGUGAUAUUUUUCAGAACUGAACUUCUGUAAUGAUGCGAAAGGAUGCUUGAGCAAAAUUAUUAAAGCGAAUAUUGACCCAUUUCGUGACGGCCCACAGUUUCAAAGGUACGUCCAGCAAUCAUGUGAUAUAACAAGCGUUGAUCAUGUGUUUGAGAGCGCGAAGACUAAGGCUGCAUUUGCAGCAAUGGUCGCUGAAGCUCUGAACUAUGAAGUGACGAACGGAGCUCUGUUUUUAAAAAAAAAAAAUGUGUCUUGCUAGUCUUUUAAUAAUAUCGCAGUUUUAUUUUUGUUUAUUUCGAGAGUAUGCCUCUACUUGUGUUGUCUUGUUAUAAUUCAAACCACUUACCUGCUCAAAUCGAAAGCCAUAUUUUUUCUCGGGGUCGGAACAGGACUAAGCAGGCGUCUUCACGAACGCAGCUACUGUUAGCUGAUACCGAUUACAUUUGAAAAGAGUAGCUUGCCUUUUCGGAGCUUGCAAUGUGCCCAGCUGUGAUCUGGUUUUGGGGCGCACCAGCGUUUUCCACAAACCGGUUUCACUUCGUGUGUAAGGCGCUAAAGUUGAAAUGCGCGCACUGCUUCUAACAGGCACGCAGAUGUCUGCCGCGGUAAGAAACCGACAGUGACAUACAAGCUACCGAAUAAAGCAUAUUGUUUCCGA